Messenger RNA from Anastrepha ludens (Mexican fruit fly), 5750 nucleotides. RefSeq lists its product as uncharacterized. Gene Ontology annotation, molecular function: DNA binding. Gene Ontology annotation, biological process: regulation of transcription by RNA polymerase II; DNA transposition; DNA integration. The transcript is spliced from 13 exons. Lineage: Eukaryota; Metazoa; Arthropoda; Insecta; Diptera; Tephritidae. The record is from RefSeq and is a predicted model, not a curated record. Bases 958 to 5643 code for a protein of 1561 amino acids. Gene Ontology annotation, cellular component: nucleus; transcription regulator complex.
GUCUGUUUUGUCGGUUCAAUGCAUUAGUUUGUGUGUUAUGCUGUGCGUCGCGGAAUAAUUUCUGUUUGAAGCAGACGGGUAAAAACGUUUGACAAAGUAGUUGCUAUAACGAUCAACAUUUUGUGUAAUGUGUGAUGAAAUGGGGACAGAAUUAUUCAUACAAAGUAUGCGUUUUAAAUUUUAACUGAUUUAAUUUUUCUAACAAAGCAACCUAUGUAUGCUUUCGAAUAAGUCCCGUUGUGAAUAAGAACAUUCGAAACUCACCUUAUUUUGGCAUUUCAAGUCUUGCUUUGGCGUUAUAUUAGUACAUCAUGGGUCGGAGAGAAGCAAACACAACUAACGCUGAAAGAAAAAUAAUUUUGCAAAUGUAUAAUGAGGGCAAAUCAUAUGGAGAAAUCGGCCAAGCGUUGAAUCGAAGUCGUUUUACUAUUUAUAGCAUAAUAAAACGUUCUAAAGGGGAAAUAAAUCUGCAGCGCCGACGUCUUACUGGAAGACCUCGCAAAUUGAGCCUGAGUGAUGAAGGCCUUAUAAUAAGACAAAUAAAAGAGAAUCCACAAAUUACAACAACGCAAAUAGUAGCAAAAGUUUUUGAAGAAAUUAAUAUAAAAGUCCAUCCGAAAGCAGUUCUCAGGGUUUUGAGACGUGCCGGGUAUAGCACGCGAAUAGUUCGAAGGGAAGCACUCAUCAGCAAAGUCAAUGAAUAUAAAAGGAGCAACGACAUUUUACAAACGGAUGGACGGAUUCGAGUCUGGAGAAAACCCAAUAGCGAAUUCGAUAAAAGCGAUACAGGGACAGAAUUAUUCAUACAAAGUAUGAGUUUUAAAUUUUAACUGAUUUAAUUUUUCUAACAAAGCAACCUAUGUAUGCUUUCGAAUAAGUCCCGUUGUGAAUAAGAGCAUUCGAAACUCAACUUAUUUUGGCAUUUCAAGUCUUGCUUUGGCGUUAUAUUAGUACAUCAUGGGUCGGAAAGAAGCAAACACAACUGAAGCUGAAAGAAAAAUAAUUUUGCAAAUGUAUAAUGAGGGCAAAUCAUGUGGAGAAAUCGGCCAAGCGUUGAAUCGAAGUCGUUUUACUAUUUAUAGCAUAAUAAAACGUUCUAAAGGGGAAAUAAAUCUGCAGCGCCGAUGUCUUACUGGAAGACCUCGCAAAUUGAGCCUGAGUGAUGAAGGCCUUAUAAUAAGACAAAUAAAAGAGAAUCCACAAAUUACAACAACGCAAGUAGUAGCAAAACUUUUUGAAGAAAUUAAUAAAAAAGUCCAUCCGAAAACAGUUCUCAGGGUCAUGAGACGUGCCGGGUAUAGGUCACGAAUAGCUCGAAGGGAAGCACUCAUCAGCAAAGUCAAUGAAAAUAAAAGGAUAGAGUUCACAAAGGAAUAUAAAAAUAAGGCAAGCAACGCCAUUUUCAGCGACAUUUUACAAACGGAUGGACGGAUUCGAGUCUGGAGAAAACCCAAUAGCGAAUUCGAUAAAAGCGAUACAAAAGAUCCAAUUGAAGUAUAUGACAUGCUCCUAAGUGACAGAACAUCACAGGACUCCGUCAAGCAAAAUGACGCGUUCAAUAAGCGACUCAUACGCCACGUGCGAAGGCAUCGAAUACUCUACGAUCCGGCGUACGCAAAUUUUUCCAGCGCCGAAGCUAAAUUGGUAGUGUGGGAGAAAAUAGCGAAGCAAAUGAGAUGUGAUGCUGAUGUCUGUAGGAAUGCUUGGAUAAAUUUACGUUAUUGCUAUCAGAAAUAUGUGCGUCGAUUGCGUAAAUUCUUUGCCAAUAAAAGAGGCGAUAAGCGCCUGCAUAGGCCGGCUAUGGCAUUCGAGACUGAAAUGCUCUUUCUUUGGCGCUUCAUUUCGGACAAAGCUUCUUGUCCUUUGCCAUAUAAUGAAAAGAAGGUGGAAAAAGAAGAGCCGCCAGCAGAACAUAUCGUAGAGGAUGAUGAUAUUGUAGUGCUAGAGGAUGACGUCGAAGUAAUUGAUUUGGAUGACGAUGCGACUAAUAUUGCAAGACCGUUCACGAAACAAUUCAAGACUCAAUUCCAAAUCACGCCCGAGAUCAGGCGGCUAUUGGCUAGUAUAGAACCCUACGAAGAAUUGUAUGACAGCUAUCACAGAUAUUACCAAGACUACCGACGUAAGGGCAUCAUUUGGAAUGCGAUUGCGAACGAAGUGGGCGACAAAGCAACCAAAUUAAUGAAAUGUUGGAUUCAAAUACAAACCCGUUAUGAGUGGGAAAUUACGCAACGGCUUCUUUAUAGUGACGAGUCAGCUACGCGGCCUGAAACCGAGCUAGAAAGUCUGUUGACAUUCUUCAAGCCACAUAUACUGAAAAUGCCCAAUACUGUAUAUAAAUCUUCAUACUUCCUUAAGCAGGCCUGGCACGAGCCCAUUGAUCAUUUUAAGAAUAUCUUUAGUCUGUUGGUGGCUAUGAAGAAAUAUCCAGCGGUAAUUUCACUUACCGAAACGGUCACGAAAGGAUUCGCAUCAAACAACGGCGUCGCUGUUAGUGCCAACUACGCAACCAUUUGGGGCGAUGUUGCCACGGCAAAGGGUGGUUCGGUAACGCCUGGCCAAUGUGAAGCCACUUGGAUUAUUUUGCGCACAUUCUACUGGGAGCUGGUCAAUAUGCGCAAACACAGCUAUCAGCUGCAGGACAAGUGGUAUUUUGAGACGAUUAUUUCCGAAUUGUAUGCGCUGGCGAAGGCGCAAAAAAUGUUGCGCACAAAAUCGAAGCAAAACGUUGGAACGCACAUUUUGUCGUCGAUAUGUGCGGAUGAGUCGCCUACACCGUCACCACCGCUACCACCACCGCUACCACCACCUGCAUCUGAACCAACAAGUAAUACUAACCAACUGAUCAAUCAAAAACCAAUAAGUCAUUCAAAAGUCGUCACCAUUACUUUGGGAGCGCCAGUUUUGCCAGUUGCGCCCGCUUUGCCAGUUGCGCCCGCUUUGCCAGCUCCGCCCGUUUUGCCAGCUCCGCCCGUUUUGCCAGCUUCGCCCGUCUUGCCAGCUCCGCCCGUUUUACCAGUUGCGCCCGCUUUGCCAGUUACGUCACUUGCGUCAGUUACGCCAAUAAACCGCAUUAUGGACACUAUUCCAGCACGAAUCCCACCUCCAAUGCCAAGCACCAUCGUACCUAUACCGGUUAACUUCGAUGAGGAUAAAAUAAGUUGUUCAAAAAUCGAAACGAAAAGUAAGCAGUUCGAAAACAUUAUCUCCACUGCUACUACUACUACGACCCCCACUACCACCACCUUACCCUCGUCGAACUUAUUGGUCACGCUGAGAACCGCACGACCGAUGGCUCGUACCAAAACCACGCAACUUGAUUCGCAACCCAGCUACCCACAAUCGAAUUCUCCACAGAUUCGCGUAAAAUCACAUGCAGAGCUGCACGCAGAAUCGCCACCAGUAAAAAUGUUUGUCUCAGAGCGUCCACAGCUCCCAAUUCAAGCUCAAAAUUCAGCUCCGACUAAGUUGGCAGUGCCACAGACAUCGCAACUUCAACUACGCUUACAAGCACCACCGAAGGUGCCAAAUCCACUGCAAACCAUAACACUGCCAUGCAUACCACAUCCACAACAAGCACAAUUUCAAAUGCUCCCGCUCACGCCAAUCCAAGCGCAAUCGAAGGCGGCAUCUAAAGCUCAAUCAAAUAUGCAGACUCAAAGUCAAAUUAUACCCACCAAUAUGGGCCAGCUAUUGCCACCUGUUGCAAUCGAGCCACCAUGCGUCCAAAAUCAAACAUUACCAUUAGAUACGAUUAAAACACCAAAGAUUGUGUCGGCCGUUAGCUUGGCACCGCGUGCAUCCUUCUCAGCGCCUUUCACCAAUAAAGGUUUACAAAUAACUGCGGUCGCAUCGGGCAAUUCUGCUACACCACCACCACCACCACCACCACUCCUGCCAAUGCGCGCAACUGCUCCAACUGUGCCCGUAUCUGCUGCACCAACAUCGUCUAGGCCGCCGUUGCCCACGCUGGAGCCACUCUCAAGGGCGUUGGGCACUGCAGGCAUUUUAAAUCUACCAUUUCCAUUGCCGGAUAAUACAAAUAUUGUCAAAUGUCCACCACCUUUAAAUAUGCUCAACAGUAAUCCGAUCACCGCUGUGGCGCCCGUGCCAAACAUGAAUGCUAUUGCGCCGCUUCCCACUGUGCAACGGCCUACUGCAACUGCAAAUACUAAGCCGACUGCAAAUGCCCAGCCGACUGCUUCACGGCCUUCACUCGAACCGGCAAUACCAACUACAGUUCUGCCUCGUCCUCGUGUAAUACCAGCCUCACAGCUGAAUGCUAACGAAAUUAUGAUCGAGUUAAUUAGUUCGGUGAAUGGCAAUCAAUUGGUUGUGCAUGGCCCACCAUUGGAACAGAGAUAUUCGCUGCCAAUGAGCACAACAGCGCUAUUAAUCAGAGAAGUGCUAUCCAUUCCAUACCUGCACAAGAAGGACUACAAUAAGCCAGCGCAGGUUCAUAUGUGUUGGCUAUAUUUGGCUAAGCGUUUCAACUUGCCCGUGCAUAUUUGCAAGGCCUGCUGGAAUUUCCUAUCAGAAAACUUCACACAUUUCCCUCAAAUCGCGCCUAUAGAAGAGCUAACGAAACCCGUCAAGGUCGGCAUUAAAGUGUGGCGAGAGUCGGCCGUAUACUUUCAAACAUUCAAUGAGAAAGCAGCCCAAUUGCGAUUGCCAAACAUCAAAAAUGCCGUUGAAAAAUUCUUCGACAACAUCAGAGAUCAGACGGAAAAUAUUCCCCGAAUACCUGGAAAGAAAUUAACAUUUGCCGUCGAUUGGCAAGAGGCAGCCAGACAAACGAAUGCGCGCGUGUCCAACAAGCUUUGGUUCGCCACAUGGAAUCUGUUCAGGAGCGCAUUCGCUAAAUUUAUGCGCGACUUGGAGGUCGGUGUCGUCAACUACUGGUGUCUGGAAUGGUGGCGCGUAUUGGCCAAGCUGGAUUUUUUCAUAGAAGAACUCUAUCAUAAUAUGGAACCUUUUUACUAUAUCAUACGAAAUAAAAUGUUUGCCGAAUGUGAACGGUGUAUCAGGGAGGAGCAGAAAUUGAAUGCGGGCUUAUUGAAAAUGGAAACUGUACAGCCGUUGCUGCAAACGAUACCCGACAUAGAUAGCUACCGAGUGAUUCAGGCCGUGCGCCGUUAUCCGCAAAUUUACCAAAAGGCCACCGAGGAUGAGAAGAAUAACGCGUGGGAACAAGUUGCGAUGGAAUUGCAAACGAGUGUGACUUCUUGCCGUUUCGCAUUCCAAUACGCACUGAAAAACUAUCGUCUUUAUGCAGCGCGCGAUCCUGCGAAUCGUUGUCGUCUCAAUCAUCGCUACUAUAAACAUAUGUCCGAAAUAUAUCGAGCUAUAAAACCUAUAAAAAAAUUGAAUAUCAAAACGCCAUCGGAAUUGAACCAAUCGGUAGGUGAAGGUAUCGAGUCAAAUGAGCCAGUAUUUCCCGAGCGCUUCAUUAUGGAUAUUAACAUGAGCAACAGCAGCUCAAAUGUGGUUAUGAAAAAUUGGGGAUACGGUCUGAACGCGAACGUACCGACGGAGAAAUUGCAAGAGCUCUUUGACAAAUAUCGCUCGACUGCUGUGCCGGCUGCCGGAAGCUGUUCAGAACAGCAAGUAAAGAAAUCAGAGCCAGAAACGGUGUAUGUGUAGUAGUCAAAUGAAUGGAUGAGUGGAGAGUUUUUACUUUCAUCUAGUUUUAAAAAUAUUUCUAAGGCAUGCUUUUACAUGUGUGCAUGUAGUUGUAUUUACAGUUUACG